AUGGUGUUGAAGAGAGUUGUGGGUUUGAUGAUGGGUUGUUUAGGAAUGAGGUGUUUGCGAAUAUCAGAUCAACCAACAAGACCAGUAACUUCAGAGUGUGAUUCACCUACUUCAUCAGAUAUUAUCGAUUCAAUUGAUCCAAAAAACGAAAAGUCAUCCUCUUCUUCAUCAGGUAGAAUCAAACUAAGUGAUGGAAGAUACUUAGCUUACAAAGAACGAGGAGUCCCGAAGAAUGAAUUGACUUACAGAGUCGUUAUUAAUGUAGAUCUGUGUGUAUUUUUAACAGUUUUUGUAUCGAAAUUUAUACCCAGAUGUCGUAAAUUUCAUAAACUAAUGGAUGAAUUGGGGAUUUAUCUUGUACAAUUCGAUAGAGCUGGAUAUGGAGAUAGCGACCCAAAUCCAAAGUGUUUGUUAAAGAGUGAAUCGUCAGAUAUUCAAGAACUUGCAGACCAAUUACAGCUUGGAUCCAAAUUAUAUCUCAUUGGUGUCUCGAUUAGAUCAUAUCCCACAUGGAGUUGCAUCAAGAACAUUCCAGAAAGGUCAUAA
Messenger RNA from Lactuca saligna, 546 nucleotides. NCBI's taxonomy places the organism in Eukaryota, Viridiplantae, Streptophyta, Magnoliopsida, Asterales, Asteraceae. The record is from the annotation of a GenBank genome assembly.